Molecule: messenger RNA, 3351 nt
Organism: Ictalurus punctatus (channel catfish)
Lineage: Eukaryota; Metazoa; Chordata; Actinopteri; Siluriformes; Ictaluridae
Exons: 10
Coding region: 2043-3341 (432 amino acids)
Molecular function (GO): protein binding
Source: RefSeq, a predicted model, not a curated record
GCUGAAUAUUUAAAUAAAAUUGUUUUUCUUUAACUUUACCUCUGAUCUUUGUGUAUCUUUGAGCAUGCAGUGUGACUGUGAGUCUUUGUGUUUGUGCCUUUACUACCAUUACUACCACGACCAAAUGUUACAUACAACUCUGAGUAUUAUAUACAAAGCCCGUUUGAUAUAAUAAACAGUAUUUAAUUUGUGAACCUUUACUUUUACCGUUUAUUUUUGUCUUAAUUUGCGGAAUUAUUCCACUGAAUCAUCAUUGUCUGACUAGGAAGUAAUGUUUGAUUCCCGUUCCUGCACGUUCCGUUAUUAGCGACGCACACCGGGAUAAUUGGUAUAGGUGUUCAUAUCUUGUUAGUAUAUUCCGGUCAGGACAAUUGAAAUUGUUUAGGCAAACAGACCGAGAGCAAGCUAUCAGAAUUUAUCACCACCCCACGACAUCCUGCAGGAUCUCGCUCCGGACUGAGCGAGCAACAGAAUCACGGUCAUCAACCACGUAUGUGCAGGUCAGGGUCCACUGUAUGACAGGGCAGUCUUUUGUUCACCUCGAUGGGCCGUUAACGAAUGAGCUAUCGAGCUAUUCAGCUGAUGGAGCUUAAAUUCUAGGUUAAAUUCCAAGUGAGUAUUUGUUUCAAUAUGGACUGUUUGUUAUUAUUAUAUAAUAAUAUAAACUAGUCAGAAUAACAGACUUCAUCUGUCACGAAAUAAGUAUCUUUUCAGGGUACACUUAAAUUCUUGUUAUAAAUUGUAUUUACACACUUAUACCAAUACUUCCGACUAGUUUAUAUUAUUAUUUUGUACCACUAAAGUAUUAUUUAUGAAAUACUAUUAAAUUUGCUUUCACAUCCCUAAUAGCAAGAUGCUCCCUAGCAUUCCAUCGGAAUAUCCAUCCAUCUCCCAGGGGCUAAGGACAUGAUGUUUUUUUUUUAAAGAAAAAAAUUCUAGUGAACUCCAAAAUGGUCUUGUUAAUUUGCCUGACUAUAUAUCUUGUUAUAUAUACCUGUAUGCCAGUUUUUUGUUUUUUUUUUAACUCUAUUUAUUUGCAUAAUGCUUAAUCAAAACAUACAUUUUAGAUAGUCCGAGCUGCAUUUUCAAGACAAAGUGAUAUCCUAAGCAUUACACCACAGAAGGCGUAUCCCUCCAGAUCUCAACCCAGCUUCGUAUUACCUGUCAACGAAUUGGUGAUUGGUCGCCUGAUGCCUCAGAAUAGGUGGGCGUGUCUAAUGUUUGGGCAUAAAUACAGAGGGUACAUUCAAGGUACUUUACUCUUUUUUGGAUAAGGAUAUAUAUUCUGUUCCUGCAUUUGCUUAAUUUUGCUUUGAUACCGCUUUAAGAAUGGCUCCAAACAGGUAAGACAUUUUGUGUCAUUUACUGUAUUUGCUUGUGUUUAUUUGUGUUUCCUUCACUGGACUUUCUCUGUACUCAUGGUCUCGUUAUUUUUGAAGGUUUGCUGAACGCAACAUUGUCCACUGCUUGCGGUGCAAGAAGCCGCAGAAACAUCUCGCUGGCCACCUGGCUAGAGUGUAUUUGAAAGACAGCACAGCAGAAGAAAGGCAAGCUGAGAUCCAGAAGGCCAAGGUAUCUUCCAGACGGUGGGUCUGGAGGAACAGGACCUGGGAUUACCGCCAGCUUUGUUCUAUCCUGCCCCACAGUCCGUGUGCUUCUUUACUGGCGGAAGAAUUUCAGAGGUGUGGGUUCUUUAUCACCAACAUGCCGCAAGAGUCAGACAUGGCCAUUGACUCAGGUGAUGCCACCUCCUCACAACAGGAUUCGACUUCUGCUCAGAGAUAACUACAAUAAAUAUGAUGACAGUGUUCGCACACCGACACAGUACCAGGCCAUUUUGGCGGUAGCCAGGAACGACUUCCUGAAAAUCUUUCGGAAGCUCGUCUCAAGCGCACAGGUCCUCUCAACAGAGCAGACCAGCUAUCGCCGCUACUGCACGGCACUUUUGGUGUUACGUCACUUUCAGUGCCCGGCAGCUGUGCAAGGCCUGACAGUAAGUGCAUCUAUUUUAACGGUCUAAAUGACAUUUUUCUCUUAAAAAUAUGCUGUGGUGGUUAUUUACAAAUGUGUUCAUUAACAAAUUCUGCCUUUCCAUUGUUUUUCAGGUGUCAGAGUGGGUCAACAGGAAGGAAGUUGACGACAGGGUGGUGAUUGGCUUCGGCCGAAAUGAAACGAUGCAGCCAGCUGCCUGUUUUGCCUUGACAAAGGAGGAGGAAGCUUGGUUGCAGGCAUAUUACUCGCACAUCCGGCCAAGAGUGAUCAGGAGUGACCUGAACUGUGACAGGUUCUUCCUUUCGUCAGCUGACACUGCUUUGCUCACAGUUUCGAAUGACCUCGGUGUGCUCCACAAAGCUUAUGUAAAAAGCUGGAGUGUGGGCACACUCGAAAACUUUCUAAGAGCCACCAGUCGUCAGGCGAGAGGUGCUUUAGAGACAGCGGCGGCUAACCUGACGGACACGGAGAAGGAGGCCGUGUCCUCUUACCUGGCCUACAACACUGCUGUGGCCAAACUGCACAGAGUACCUACGCCACAGACUGUAGUGGCCACGGCUACACUGCUGGACUCCUUGGCAGCCUCUGACACCGACCGGUUUUCCGGUCCAUCGGGCACAAAGUCUUUAGACUUUGCAGCCUUUUUAAUGAGGUUUCCAGCAUCGGCAGACAGCAAAGCACCCACCAAACUGGACAGGUUAAAGGCAGGGUUUCCGGGCGAUCGUGUCUUCUACGACAAGUGGCGUGCCACCCAAAAGGCCAAAAGAAUGGAACGGCUGCUGAAGGCCUUUACCCGAAAACCCCAAGAAAGCAGGGUGAAAUAUGGGAUUCUGAAGGAAGGGUGGAAGAACAACUGUCCAAAGCCAGCGGAUGUUUUGGCGGCCUGGAAACCAGCCACCCAAUUUGUCAUCGAGACUGAUGAGGACCUCCGCCGGAACGUGUCUCAGCAGACGUGGAAAGGCCUGGCCAUCAAAGAUUUUGGUGGAGAGAAAGGGCUAGCAGUUGUUGCAACCCAACCCUUUUCCAAGGGUGACAUCGUGUGUAAUUACCAUGGGAAGGUAAUCACAUAUGCCCAGGGAAAAGUCAUGAUGCAGAAUCUGCAGGAUGAAGCAGUGUACCUGUUUUUCUUCAGGACCGGCCAGAGGCCUCUCUGCAUCGACGCGCAGACUUUUCCCUGUGAAUGCCACCCCUGUGCAGACACUGUGGGCAGAAGACUGAACCAUUCAUCCAAGCAAGCCAACCUGUGUCCUGAACAUUUCGUUUUGAAGGUGAAUGGACAGGACGUGGAUGUCGUCCUCUUCAGGGCCCUGCGGGACAUCAGUGUGCACAUUGAUCUGAAGUUUGACUAAGGGGUGAAAA